This is a messenger RNA of Chaetura pelagica (chimney swift), 3021 nucleotides long. It is a transcript of the gene ZC3H7B, whose product is annotated as zinc finger CCCH-type containing 7B. Gene Ontology annotation, biological process: miRNA processing. Lineage: Eukaryota; Metazoa; Chordata; Aves; Apodiformes; Apodidae. The record is from RefSeq and is a predicted model, not a curated record. Gene Ontology annotation, molecular function: protein binding; metal ion binding; miRNA binding. The coding region runs from base 1 to 3021 and encodes 1006 amino acids. The transcript has 23 exons.
AUGGAGAGACAGAAGAGAAAACAAGAAAUAGAGAAAGGACUUCAGUUCAUUCAGUCCACAUUGCCCCUAAGCCAAGAAGAUUAUGAGGCCUUUUUGCAGAAGCUGGUGAGAAACCUGUUUGCAGAGGGCAAUGAUCUGUUUCGAGAGAAGGAUUUCAAGCUUUCGCUGGUGCAGUAUGUAGAGGGGCUGAAUGUGGCAGAUUAUGCAGCUUCUGAUGAUGUGACCAUCCCAAAGGAACUCCUGUGCAAGCUGCAUGUCAACCGAGCUGCCUGCUACUUUGCCAUGGGGUUGUUUGAGAAGGCACUGGAAGACAGCGAGAAGGCUUUAAGUCUUGAUGAGGAAAACAUCCGAGCACUCUUCCGGAAAGCCCGCUGCUUAAAUGAACUUGGAAGACACAAAGAAGCAUAUGAGUGCAACAGCCGAUGUUUGCUGUCCCUCCCACACGAUGAAAGCGUCACGCAGCUGGGACAGGAGCUUGCCCAGAAGCUGGGACUGAGGGUUCGAAAAGCAUACAAAAGACCUCAGCAAGAAUUGGAAACGUUCUCACUACUCAGUAAUGGCACGUCAAUCAAUUCGUCGAACCAGACCACUUCCAAUGGAUUGGGUUCGAUAGAUGACAUUGAAACAGACUGCUCUAUGGACCUACAGUGCCUCCCAGCUCCUGUGGCCACCUCCGUCCCUGUGAGCGAGGAGCUGGCCCCUUUGCCCUCUGACUCGGAUGCAAAGGGCUUGCCUACCUCGCUCCCUGCUGCCAGCUUGGUCCCAUCUCCUGACUGUGUGUCCCUGCCAGUGCCUGAGAGCGUGGAGGACUUCACAGAUGGGGACAUAAUUGGGGAAGAACUGGACUCCCUCCUGGACUCCCUUGCCGAAGGGUCACCAUACCCUCUAUCUCUGGUCCAGGGCACGAUUCCUACCAACCUGCCAACAGAGAUGCCUCAGCUGAUCCCUGUGUUUCCUGGGGGAACUCCACUGCUGCCCCCAGUUGUUACAGCCAGCAUCCCUGUCUCCACCCCACUGCCACCUGCCUCCUUUGGUCUGGUGAUGGAUCCCACCAAGCAGCUCUCCUCCUCCUCCUCUGUCCUGGAUGCCUUUGAGGCCCCACCAGGAGGAAGUGACGGCUCCACCUUAGAUUCCCUGGAUUCCCUGGAUCUGUUUACAGACUCACGGCUUGAUGUCCUGGUCUCCUUUGGGACAAGCAGAGGGUCACUGGAUUCCUUUGGCAUUGAAACUAGCCCUCAGGAACUGCGACACCCACCUGGCAGCCAAAAACCCUCCCCCGUGGUCAGCCUUGGUGGAGCAAGUCACCCAGCAGUACCCAAGGUCACCGAGCACCUACAGUCCCAGCCGGAACCAGUAAUGCCCAACACAGCCCUGUUAGUGAAGAACCCCCUGGCAUCUACUCACGUCUUCAAACAAGCCUGUCAUAUCUGCUAUCCCAAAACAGGGCCCAAGGCUGGUGAUUACACCUACCGGGAAGGCUUGGAGCACAAGUGCAAGCGGGACAUCCUGCUGGGCAGGCUGAAGAACUCAGAAGACAAGACCUGGAAGAGGAUCCGUCCUCGCCCAACCAAAACCAAUUUUGUGGGAUCCUAUUACCUGUGCAAAGAUAUGCUUAACAAGCAGGACUGUAAGUACGGGGAUAACUGCACCUUCGCGUACCACCAGGAAGAGAUCGACGUGUGGACGGAGGAGAGGAAGGGGACCCUCAACCGUGACCUCCUCUUUGACCCGCUAGGGGGAAUCAAGCAGAGCAGCCUCACCAUUGCCAAGCUCCUCAAGGAACAUCAGGGCAUCUUUACCUUCCUCUGUGAGAUUUGCUUUGACAGCAAACCCCGGAUUAUCAGCAAAGGGACCAAGGACACACCAUCUGUCUGCUCCAACCUUUCUGCCAAACACAGUUUCCAUGACAACAAGUGUCUGGUCCACAUUGUGCGUUCCACCUCCCUGAAAUACUCCAAGAUCCGCCAGUUCCAGGAGCACUUCCAGUUCGACGUGUGCCGCCACGAGGUGCGCUACGGCUGCCUGCGCGAGGACAGCUGCCACUGCUCUCACAGUUUCAUCGAGCUCAAGGUUUGGCUGCUGCAGCAAUAUUCAGGAAUGACCCAUGAAGAUAUUGUGCAGGAAUCAAAGAAGUACUGGCAGCAAAUGGAGGCACAUGCCAGCAAACCAGCCAACAGCAUGGCUUCUGCUCGGACUCCCACAUCAAGUACCUUUGACCUUCAGAUGAAAUUUGUGUGUGGCCAGUGCUGGAGGAAUGGGCAGUUGGUGGAGCCAGAUAAAGACCUCAAGUACUGUAGUGCCAAAGCCCGCCACUGUUGGACAAAGGAACGUCGCGUCCUGCUGGUGAUGUCCAAAGCGAAGAAGAAGUGGGUGUCUGUCCGGCCACUGCCUUCCAUCCGCAACUUCCCACAGCAGUAUGAUUUGUGUAUCCAUGCACAAAAUGGCAGGAAAUGCCAGUAUGUGGGCAACUGCUCCUUUGCCCACAGCCCCGAGGAGAGAGACAUGUGGACCUUCAUGAAGGAAAAUAAAAUUCUAGAUAUGCAGCAGACCUAUGACAUGUGGCUGAAGAAACACAAUCCUGGGAAGCCUGGAGAGGGGACACCGCUCACCUCACGAGAAGGGGAGAAACAGAUCCAGAUGCCCACUGACUACGCUGACAUCAUGAUGGGCUACCACUGCUGGCUCUGCGGGAAGAACAGCAACAGCAAGAAGCAAUGGCAGCAGCACAUCCAGUCGGAGAAGCACAAGGAGAAGGUCUUCACCUCGGACAGUGACUCAAGCUGCUGGAGCUACCGCUUCCCCAUGGGUGAAUUCCGGCUCUGUGAAAGGUUCCAGAAGAGCAAGGCCUGCCCCGAAGGAGAGGAGUGCCGCUUUGCCCACGGCCAGGACGAGCUGACCGAGUGGCUCGACCGGAGGGAAGUGCUGAAACAGAAACUGGCCAAAGCCCGCAAGGACAUGCUGCUCUGCCCCAGGGACGACGACUUCGGGAAAUACAACUUCCUAUUGCGGGAUGGCGUGUAG